AUGAGCACCAGGACUCACCACUAUCGAAAGCGCAUGCGGCUUUCUUUUGCAUGCAACUAUUGUCGUUUUAAGAAGACGCGCUGUGAUGAGGAACAGCCAUGUCGGAACUGCCGUCUCGCCGGGAUCGAAUGUGUCACCACCGAUAAAAGACGCGAUGGGGCAGUUGUGGCACACAGGCGACGCGCGGUAGCAACAUCACCUUCUCAAUCGACAAUACCUAGGACUCCGGAAUCACAUAUAUCGAUUGCUGCAGCUUCUGUGACUCAGGACCGUCCGCGAUUAUGGAGUCAAUGCUGGAGGCGAGAAGGCUGGAGAACUGGUCGGCUUCCUUUAAUGCCUCGAUUUGUCGGAACUAGUACAGUCGACUUGAUGACUGAAUGGUUGAAUAUGGCUUUCUUUCGCCUAGAGAGACCACAUAUUCAUGCUGUUACCCCCGUGGCCAAUCCUCACUUCGCAUCCGCAAUUCCCGAAACAGCACCAGCCCUACCUCCGUACAAGAAGGUGGAGGAGUGCAUGGGGAGCUUCACCAGCACCUUCGGUCAGGCCUUCCCGUUUUUGAGCGAAUGCACCAGGUGUCUCUUGUCUGAGGUAGAUCUCUCUCAUUCUGCAAUUACGCCUUUCAGUCAGAUCGCCAAUGCUCCCCAGACAGCGUUGGUUUACUUGAUAGUCACCGCAGGGCUAAUGAAUGAACACACGUCGGAAAGUUCACAUGCAUUGAUUUCAUCCUACCUGGCCUAUUGCAAUUCCUUACUUGGGCACGUUGUUGCUGCUCGGUGCAUCACAUCAGUGCAGGUCGUCUUUCUUUUUGCUGUGGUCCUUAGGAGUUGCGAUAGAAUCGCCUGGGCCUGGGAUAUCCUGACCAUGAGCGUAUCAAUGGCCCAGUCGUUGGGGCUGAAUGAGUCAAGGUCUCCAUUACAGGGCCCUGGGGCUUCUCAAAGCCUUCAUUCCCGCAUAUGGUGGUCUAUCUAUGUCUUCGAAAAGACAUUGGCAUUUGAACUUGGCCGCCCAUCCCUGGUAUGGGAUCGUAAUCUUUCUGGAAUCCUCACAUCAUCUGUUCAGAUCGACAUAUUGGAUACAUCAGAAUGUCGGUUUUGGCAAGCGUCAAUCAGCUUGGCCAACAUGCUCCAUGAGAUGCAGGAACGAUCUGCUAAAGCAUGGAGACGGGAAGAACUAUUGCCCCAGUCGGUAGACCAAGCUAUUGAAGAGAAAAUUAGAACUGGGGAAGAAUUGCAUGAUUUGUUAGCGGAAUGGCACCAAAGCCUUCCUUUUGAAUACCGAUCAGGAUCAUCAUCCACCCCCCAAUUCGGAGGUUUCACCUUUCAUGCUUUUCUUUCCUAUUAUUACAAUCUUGGGUUAGCCGCGCUAUUCAUAAUAUCCUUGUCGUACCGCCAUCUGCAGAGGGAAAAUAGGCUGCUAACUUAUACUAAUAGAAUAAUUCUUGUCAAUCGAUCGACACUGCUGGUUGAUUCGAAGGAAUUACGUGAAAAGGUCACUAAGUAUGCUUCAGAAGAGUCUAGCCAUACGCGCCUUCUAAGCGGACCUACAAUGGUGGUCGAAGCUGCUCGAAAUAUGAUCAAACUCUUUGUCCCGCUAGUUGACUCCGGCGUGCCUGAUUAUCUGACCACAAUGGCGUCACCGAUUUCUGCAGUAUAUGCUCUUUUAGUCUCGAUUUUACGUGAACCAAGUUCUCUACUUGUACGGUCUGAUUUUGAGCUCAUGAAAGCUGGUAUAGAAAUAACAAAACAGCAGUACCAGAGGCAUGGGACGGUGGUGAACAUUGUUGAUAUUUUGCUUGACUUGGAACUUUAUAUCGGAAAUCUCCUCGAGAGACCGCUAUCACAUGAUUCUGGACAGCUGAGCCUAUAUUCUCCGAACGCAAUGCUCAAUGAAUCUAUGACGGAAGAGUCCCAUUCUACAAUGUCCCUUGCUCCACCCUGGGGUCCAUCAGUUCUGGACUGGGCUGGGUGGGAUUGGAAUGAUCUAAGCCACUUAUUUCAGCAUAGCGAGUAA
Molecule: messenger RNA, 2010 nt
Organism: Penicillium macrosclerotiorum
Lineage: Eukaryota; Fungi; Ascomycota; Eurotiomycetes; Eurotiales; Aspergillaceae
Exons: 3
Coding region: 1-2010 (669 amino acids)
Biological process (GO): regulation of DNA-templated transcription; DNA-templated transcription
Molecular function (GO): DNA-binding transcription factor activity, RNA polymerase II-specific; DNA binding; zinc ion binding
Source: RefSeq, a predicted model, not a curated record